AUUAGUAUACUUACCUAUUUAUAUUAAACCUAACUUUAUAACAACACUAUGUAGUAACGCCUAGCGUAGCCACUUUUGCACUUAGUUUAAAUUUAUUUAUCACUUCCGGUUUGAGAUUAAAAUCUUCAAACGGAAGUGAUACAACUGACGGUUUCUAUUAAAAAAUUAAAAAGGAACCGGAAACACGAUUUUCCCCCUCCAACCGACCCCGCCUCUAAGAGACACUGUGGCGCUCUCGUCAUUCGCAAACUAGUGCUCAGCCACUUCGCACGCUUCAUUCCAAAAUGCCGAAAAGAAGACAUGGAGAUACCAUCGAAUACCUAGCAAGCAAAUUGAAGAAACUUGAAAAGAAGAUGAAACACUCAAAAAGACGAACGACGCUUUCGGAAUCAUCUACCAGUACGUCGAGUUCAGAAAGUUCACCCGCAAGCUCACGAAGUCCUUCACCAGCUCCACAAACCCUGUUGGCGUUAUCCCAAGAUCGGAACCAGCGGAAAGAAGCCUCUUCAAUGGGUCCAGACCCUGCCAUGCCCAUACCUGCCUCGGUAAACGAACCUGUCGCCGGGACAUCGGACAGUGUGCCCGCGACGCAGCCUCAAGAAGCCGCGAGUGUUGAAGUUACGCAGACUCCUGCAAGCUUGGACACGGGCUUGGACCCUGAAAUACUGGAUAUAUUGGGCAUAGAUCCGACCGCUACCGUGGAAUACGGACCUAAUAUUAACGAGGAGUUAGCUAACCGCCUCAAUUACAUGGCCACAUCGGGUCUUGAUAAAGACACUCGCAAGGAGUUAUUACAAAAAUAUCUCGUACCCGCAAAUUGCAAAAACUUAUCUGCCCCUCAAAUGAAUCCGGAGAUAAAAGCCGCAACUCCGGAGUACGUGCAGAAGCGCGAUAAGUCGAUCGAAAUCAACCAAAAGGAAAUUGCAGCAGCUAUCACAUGCGUUGGGCAAAUAAUAAAUGCUCAAAUCAACAACCCUGCCCGAGACAAUGAACUAGUUAAAAGUCUCGUGGAUGUCGGCAGAAUCCUAUGCGACGUCCAAUAUUUGCAGUCUAGUUCCAGACGAAACCACGCACUCUAUUCUCUGAAAAAAGAAUUACGAGAACAACUAGCCAGUACCAAGAUAGAUGGAUAUUUAUUUGGACAAAAUCUAACCGAAACCCUGAAAACAGCAAAAGCCGUCUCCAAAUCGUCUUCAGAUUUGAAGGCUGACUCCGCCAAGAAACCCAAGCAAGACAAGAAUUUAAACCGCAAGUCGGGCACCGGGAAUCGUCGGGCGGCGCCGGGCCCGCCGCGACACCAGCCGCCUGCAGCUCGAGCGACGACGAGCUACCAGCCGCCGCCGCCGCCGCCGCAGCCAGCGCGCGGCCACUACUCGACCGCGUCGUCCUAUCGGCGCAGGGAGACGAGGAGGCGCUAG
This is a messenger RNA of Ostrinia nubilalis (European corn borer), 1418 nucleotides long. RefSeq lists its product as uncharacterized. Lineage: Eukaryota; Metazoa; Arthropoda; Insecta; Lepidoptera; Crambidae. The record is from RefSeq and is a predicted model, not a curated record. The transcript is spliced from 2 exons. The coding region runs from base 285 to 1418 and encodes 377 amino acids.